Molecule: messenger RNA, 1926 nt
Organism: Peromyscus leucopus (white-footed mouse)
Lineage: Eukaryota; Metazoa; Chordata; Mammalia; Rodentia; Cricetidae
Gene: Kcnk15
Product: potassium two pore domain channel subfamily K member 15
Exons: 2
Coding region: 107-1129 (340 amino acids)
Biological process (GO): stabilization of membrane potential; potassium ion transmembrane transport
Cellular component (GO): membrane
Molecular function (GO): potassium ion leak channel activity
Source: RefSeq, a predicted model, not a curated record
CUGGGCCUCUGCACCAGAUGUCCCUGCGGGGACCUGCGUGAGCUAGGGCGGGGAAGCGGCGGGAGAGCUCAGAGCCCGCCCUUUGCUGUACGCGGGACGCGAAGGGAUGGAGCUGGCACUGUCGGGGCGCACGGAAACCCGGAGCCCCCGAGACGCGAUGAGGAAGCAGAGCGCGCGCACGGCCGCGCUCAUCCUGUGCAUUCUGUCCUACCUGCUGGUGGGCGCCGCAGUCUUCGAUGCGCUGGAGUCCGAGGCCGAGCGCAACCGGCAGCGGCUGCUGGCCCGGAAGCGCAGCGAGUUCCGCAGAAAGUACGGCUUCUCUGCGGAAGACUACCAAGAGCUGGAGCGCUUGGCGCUGCAGGCAGAGCCGCACCGCGCCGGUCGCCAGUGGCGCUUCGCAGGCUCCUUCUACUUCGCCAUCACAGUCAUCACCACCAUCGGGUAUGGCCAUGCCGCGCCAGGCACAGACUCCGGAAAGGUCUUCUGCAUGUUCUAUGCACUCCUGGGCAUUCCCCUGACGCUGGUCACCUUCCAGAGCCUGGGCGAGCGUCUAAACGCGCUGGUGAGGUGCCUGCUGCUGGCGGCCAAACGCUGCCUGGGUCUGCAGCGGCCGCACGUGUCCGCAGAGAACAUGGUGGUGGCCGGGCUGCUGCUGUGCGCAGCCACCCUGGCCCUCGGCGCCGCGGCCUUUGCGCACUUCGAGGGCUGGACCUUCUUCCACGCCUACUACUACUGCUUCAUCACCCUCACCACCAUCGGCUUCGGCGACUUCGUGGCGCUGCAGAGAGAUGAGGCGCUGCAGAGGAAGCCGCCCUACGUGGCCUUCAGCUUCCUCUACAUCCUGCUGGGGCUCACGGUCAUCGGUGCUUUCCUCAACCUGGUGGUCCUGCGCUUCCUCGCCAGCGCCGACGCCCCCGAGCGCUCAGCCCGCCGCGCCAGCGCAUUCCGCAAGGGGGCGCUCGAGAGCCGCGUCCGUGCUGCGUCCUCCACCUGCAUCUCUCACCGCAUCCAUCAGCUGGAGACCUGGGCCUGUGACAACCCAGCCUUCUCGCCUCCCUUGAGUCCAGAAGCCCUGCACCACUGCCACAGCAGCUCAGCCAGCCGCCGAGCACGGAGGAAGUCCAUCUGACAGUCCUACCCUGGCCAAUGUCUAGCCCCGCCUGUUAGCAAACCCACCCUUCCUCUGGCUUGGAGGGGGCUGAGGCUCCCGUCACCAACUGUGGAUCAUCCCUUCUAGAAAUACAUGAAUGCUACACUAAACGCACAAGCCGACUCUACAGUUACCCUGGAGGUGUAAACUGUUUAGUCUAAACUUGUAGGAAAAUGUGGCCUUCAGCUCCGAGGACACCAGGUCACCCCUUCAAAGGAUGACGAGUGGCUAGCUUCUGCUCUGAAGAGGACACACGAUAUCUUUGAGGGGAAGGGCAUAAUUUUAAACACUGAGACUGGAUGCUCAUGCUAGAAGCAUGAGAUAGAGACAGACUGAAGGCAGUUUAUGGCUCACAGUGGGCAAUUUCUCCAUUAUAUCGAUGACAGCAUUCCCUUUGCUCUGCGUGAAGAGUAGAAUUAGCCCAUGUAAAUGGUUGCCCUUACUGUCAAGCAAAAGCCUUGUCCCUGGCUAGUCACUUUUGGAUGAAGGGAAUAGCCCCCCCCCCCAUUACUAUCUAUAGGCAGCUCAGUGGCGUGUGAUACAUUUCAUUCUGGGACCCACCAAUCACCAGCAACAUGUCACUUCCCUGGACCCCAGCUUCUCCAUCCGUAAGUUCCUGUGCAGACCCCGCUUCACAGGGGCACCUGUGGGAGAGCUUCCUGAGGCAAGCUUCUGCUCAUAGGGGAUGUUUAUAAGCCCACGGCGAGGCGCCUUGGCAUCCUAGAGCGCUCACCCCUUAAAACACGUGUCCCUUCUCUUCCCAGAUAGAACUGUCU